CCCCACAAAAACUGGAGGGUAUUUCCCUCAGGAGUGUCUCGGGAAAAAAAAAAAAGUUCUGCCUAAAAUAGCUGCUCUUCUCCAUUACCCUUGUCCAGAGCAAACUGGGGUAAGGAAAUGACUGCUAUUGCCAGUUAAUUGUGAAUGAAGGUAAUGCCCGGUGCUUUUGAAAAGGUUUUUGGUCAUCUUUCCAGUCAGACUGAAUCAAUUUCUUCAUUUUGCUCUUCAAGUAAAGCAGCUGUAGAGUAAAUUUCACCUGGGGAGGGAAUGAGCUUUCUCUUUUGCUUCUUGCCACUGAAAACAGUCACAGACAAGGCUGCCUGUUCUUCUGCAAGGAAGGCCAACAUGCAUCAAAAAGAAAGACACUGAUGCAAUAGGAAAAUAUUUAGAUGCAGUGUUCUGCUAGGAGCCUUCCUUGCACAAACAUCUUAUGAAACCUUGCAACUACUACUUUUGCCUUCAGGAAAAGGAAGUAGGAAGGAAAGGGGUGUCAACAUCUAUUUUAACCAAAAUACCAGUGAAGCCUCUGCUGACACAGACCUUGACUAAUGAUCAAACAAGAGCAGAGGAGAUUGCCCCUACUCGUUUUCCCAAAAGAGCAGAGCCUAGUUGAUCAUUGACCAAGCCAAGCUGAAUGAGCAAUCCACCACUGUUGUUAUUCUGUGUACAAUCUUCAUACUUGUAGUGGACUAACAGGAAGAUGGUUGAGGAUCGGAAGAGAAAACCCCUCUUUGUCCUCGCUGGCAUCUUGCUGCUUAGCUCGGCACAAGCAGGGAACAUACACAGAACCUCAGGGCAUCGCUGCGCUGAUUUCCAGACAGCAAAUUUCCUACAUGGCAGUAAGCUUAAUGUCCGGUUUCUUCUAUUCACCUCCUCCAGCCCUAGUUGCGGGGAGCUAAUUUUGGCUGAUGAUGGCAUCAAGAAAUCCAGCUUCAAUAGCAGCCUGGAAACGAAGAUAAUAAUCCAUGGGUUCAGAGCGUUGGGUACAAAACCUUCCUGGAUUGAAGGGCUUGUCCAUGCAAUAUUGCACAUAAGUCAGGUAAAUGUGAUUGCAGUGGACUGGGUUCAUGGGUCUACAGGAGCCUAUAACUCCGCAGUGGAAAACGUCACACAGGUGGCCCUCUUCAUCACAAGCUUCAUCAGCAAGCUCCUGGCCCUGGGAGUCUCUGCAUCAUCCAUUCACAUUAUCGGUGUGAGCCUUGGUGCACAUGUUGGGGGCCUGGUUGGGCACUUCCAUGAUGGUCAGCUGGGACGGAUAACAGGCCUGGAUCCCGCAGGCCCUAAGUACACCAGAGCCAGCCCGGAAGAACGCCUGGACCCUGGGGAUGCCCUCUUUGUGGAAGCCAUUCAUACCGAUGCUGACAAUUUUGGGAUCCGGAUCCCUGUCGGCCACAUCGAUUAUUAUGUCAAUGGAGGCAAAGAUCAGCCAGGAUGCCCCCGAUUCAUCUCUGCAGGCUACAAGUAUCUGAUCUGUGAUCACAUGAGGGCAGUACAUCUCUAUGUCAGUGCCCUGAAACAUUCCUGUCCCAUCGUGGCAUUCCCUUGCACAAGUCAUCAAGAUUUUUUGAAUGGACGAUGCGUGGACUGUGGUGAUCCCUUCCUAUUCUCCUGUCCCAGAAUAGGCCUGCUGGAACAGGCAUUUGUCAACAAGAGGAGGCUGCCUAUGGAAGUGAACGCUUAUUUAAUGACCAGUUCUUCAGUGCCAUUCUGUGUUCACCACAGCCUCAUUGAGUUCCGCUUGCAGAAGAAAAGAAAUGUAAUCACCAGCAUUGAAAUCACUUUCUUCAGCAACAGCACCAAGGACACAACAAAGAUCACCAUACCUAAGCACGAGGAGGUGGGCAGACGGCUGCUGGCCCACAGGGCUCCCCUCUGCCAGACAAACAGUGUGACACUCAAAUACCUGCCCAAGAAUCGGUUUUGGAGGAAGGAUGAGUCAGACAUUGUUGGCAAGUUCUGUUCAGCUCCCCUGCCUCUUGGUAACAACAGGACCAUGUUCUGUUUGCCCAGGAUCCUCACUCUUUAUGGCAACACAGAACUCUCUCUCCAGCUGUCUGCUCCUUGCACCUAG
Molecule: messenger RNA, 2071 nt
Organism: Meleagris gallopavo (turkey)
Lineage: Eukaryota; Metazoa; Chordata; Aves; Galliformes; Phasianidae
Gene: PLA1A
Product: phospholipase A1 member A
Biological process (GO): lipid catabolic process
Molecular function (GO): glycerophospholipid phospholipase A1 activity
Source: RefSeq, a predicted model, not a curated record